AUGAAUGUCUUUUCCAUUCUCCUGGUAACCUGUCUACUGGGACUUUGCCAUUGCAAGAGGUCCAAAUUUGUCACUGAUAUACCAGUUAUUGAGGUUCUAGACGACUAUCCCGAAAUGGAGACAAGGAGAAGUGGAUCAAGCGGCAAGAGACUUGUCUGGGAUAUGGCCCAUGGAAUUGCCUAUGAAGAGGAGUAUACGCAAUCCUUGGCUCGUAGAUCUAAUGAUAGAAAGGUAGAAGAUGUGGCAGUGGACGAAUCUCCAGUUCCUCAAACAUCUAGACACACUACUACUUUGGACAUUUCUGAUCCAGAUAAAGACAAGUGCCCAUCCUUCGACUAUACUUUCGCUGGUAAUAUGAUAAGGCUGGUGGUUCCAAAAGAUGGUAUUAGCGUCUAUAAGCUCGUGAAUGGUAGGGAAAAGGUCUGGAUCGCUGAGGAGGAAGAAAAGUUUGAUCAUGCUAAAGUCUACCUAAACAAGGAUAAGAAGCCUGAACUGGUCCUUCUAGUAACUACUUUAUCUGGUACUCCUAAGGAAACUUAUCUUGAACUAAAGAAUGCUAAAUGGGUAUCCUGUGAUGAUCAUGAUGCAAAGAUGAGAAGUUUAGUUUCUACUGCAGAAUUCAAGGGGACUUUAAUCCUAAACAUUGAAGACGAUAAGGAUACCAAAGAAUGUACAAUCUUUGAAGUAGAAUUACUGGAUGUUGCCGCCAAGAAUUUCUUCCCUAAGCUUGGCCAUAAUAUAAUUGAAGUAAAGGAUGGAGAUAAAAGACUAUGGGCUGGUAGAGACAGUGACUAUUGCCUUUCUUGUGUGUUAUACGAUGAGGAAGAUGUACAACUACUUGAGGUGACCGUUCUAGAGAAUAAUUCGAGGGAAAAGAAGUACUUUGAAAAGGUAAAUGGAGCAUGGCAGGAUAUCGACGAGACAAAAUUUGAUAAGGAGAAAGGGAUUAGAGGAGGAAAGUUUGUAAGCGCUUUCCUGGACAAGGUAGAUGAGUCACUCUUUGAUGUCUUGGGCUCUUUGGAAGAUGGUGUAAAUGUUCUGAGGCUUCUGGCAAAGGAAGGUACCUCUAAACUUACUUAUGGAUCCGAUACAAUAUGGCCAGGUAAGAAGGAUGUGAUGUGUCUCUCAGCUAUCUUGUAUAUGGACGGAGACCAACCUACUCUUGCCGUUAUAAAGACCAAGGACUCAGUGAUCUACAGAUACCAUGAUGGAAAGCAGUGGCAGAAUGGCAGUGAAGGUAGGCAUAAAAUUAGACUCAAAAAACUAAAGGAGAAGUAUGAACCCGAAAAAACUCUAGAUAUUUCGAAGGGAGAGAAUACAGAUGUAGGCAUUUAUUCUUCUAAUUGUAAUGAUGGCACAUCUAUAGGGAUUUUCGAUCCCAGAAGUACCAGAGUAACCAAAGUAGUGGAUGGCGAAAAUGUUAUUUGGCAAGCUGGAGGGAAUGAGAAGAACUGUACAUGGGCAGAAAUUAGACUUGAAGGUGAUCAAGAAACAUUGAAAUUAGACAUUCAAAUGAAUAAGGAAAGAAAAGUAGAAUUCAAGAAGGAAUGUGGUAAAUGGAAGAGGAUUUCGGAGGCUAUGGAUUAG
Theileria equi strain WA is the source of this 1587-nucleotide messenger RNA. Its product is annotated as signal peptide containing protein. The coding region runs from base 1 to 1587 and encodes 528 amino acids. The record is from RefSeq and is a predicted model, not a curated record. Lineage: Eukaryota; Apicomplexa; Aconoidasida; Piroplasmida; Theileriidae. The transcript has a single exon.